CUCUGUCCCAGUUGGGAUCGCUUCGAGCGCUUGUUAUAAAUUGUCGUGGGCAACACGCCCCCCCCCCCUCUCCCGGAGGUGGGCUGAGAUUUCUCAAGCGUUUAACGAUCCGUCGUUGCUGUGACGGAGUGCUGUAUCAUCAUCACCAUCAUCGCGUGGAUAAUCGCCGUGGAUGCGGCGCUGUGGCGGGCUACAACGCAGAGUGACAUUCCGACGCCGGGUUGAGGUUUUGUGUGCAUGGUCUCAGAGGAAGAAACUGUCGAUUCGUGUAGGGAGUAUUGGUGAUGCUGGAGCGAGUUCGCGGUGGGGAGUUGGUCGGAUUUUUCAAGGAAGCUGGCGUGUUUCUAUCUCCAUUCUAUCUCGGAAGAGGUUUGUUGAACUUGGUGUUUAGCGGUGCUGCUGUUACUCCGCUCGCCCGGUUGGUAGCAACCUAUAUUGCAAUCUCUUCGACCUACUUGCUGAUCAUCUAACGGUAGUCUCAAUGGCAACAAACGAGAAUGUUAACCUGUCUGCGAAGGUGAUCAGAGACCUUGCCAGGGAAUUAAAGAAUUUGGAUGACAGUCCUCCAGAAGAUAUUAAAGUCUACGUGAACGAGGAGAACUUCUCGAAUGUGACUGCCGACAUCGAGGGUCCACAUGGAACGCCGUACGAAGGUGGCGUGUUUAGAAUGAAGCUUAUUCUUAGCAACGACUUUCCUCAAACCCCACCCAAAGGGUACUUCGUGACCCGCAUAUUCCAUCCCAACAUUGCCAAAAAUGGAGAAAUAUGUGUGAACACCCUUAAGAAGGAUUGGAAGCCGACUCUUGGCCUACGACAUGUCCUACUUGUUGUUAGGUGCCUUCUUAUUGAGCCAUUUCCUGAAUCUGCCCUCAAUGAAGAGGCUGGCAAGAUGUUGAUGGAGGAUUAUGAAGGCUACGCCAAACACGCCAGACUCAUGACCAGUAUCCACGCAAUGAAGCCGAAGCCCAAGAGCAAAGUGCCCAUUGCCGAAUCCACAAGCGUCAACGCUGUUUCCACAGACGACGCGCACACCCCUCUCAUGCAUAAUUCUGCUAAUAAAGACAACACAUUGGAUAAUAGCCUAUGUGUUGGAAUUAGUGAUACCGUUGCCACUACCUCUCCUACCGCAAAGAAACCGAAGGGUGAGCUGACGUCCGCAAAGUCUCUUGUGGACAAAAGAAAAAUGGAUGUAAGGAAGAAAAGUUUAAAGAGGUUGUAGUGAGGACCAGCGAUAAGACCGUACGAGGUGGUUACCUGUUAAUAUACCCCUGGAUCUCUUUUCUUCCUUCGAUAUGUUACUACUUUUUAACCAGGAUAGUGUUAAAUCAGGUCGAUUGCUCCAGCAGUUCUGUAGUCCCCCUCCUGGUAUCCUUUACCGUAGUUACAGGUCAGGACAUAAGGUUCUUAAUUUUUUUAUACAACAAUCUUUGAAGUUAGAAGGGGUGAUCUUGUUCUGCAUAGGAGGUAAGUCAUCCAUUCAGAUCAAGAUUUUGAAUGGUUUUGCUCACUGAAAGCGUAUUAGUCUCGAUGUAAGGAUGUACAACUAUGUUAACGGCGCAUGCACGCCAUGAUCUCAGUCUUCAUUAAGAGCGUGAACUGUAGCAGAGGAAUGAAAUUACUUUUUUCCGAUGGGAACAGAGCGAUAUAUCCACCAGCUUUGGUGAACGCUGUGGCACCAUGUACUACUACCUUUCUUAUUAUGGUAUGCAAAGAGCUCAGUUACGUAUUAAAAUUU
Molecule: messenger RNA, 1735 nt
Organism: Physcomitrium patens
Lineage: Eukaryota; Viridiplantae; Streptophyta; Bryopsida; Funariales; Funariaceae
Source: RefSeq, a predicted model, not a curated record